Molecule: messenger RNA, 1563 nt
Organism: Diaporthe citri
Lineage: Eukaryota; Fungi; Ascomycota; Sordariomycetes; Diaporthales; Diaporthaceae
Exons: 3
Coding region: 1-1563 (520 amino acids)
Source: RefSeq, a predicted model, not a curated record
AUGCCGAAGGACCCAGAGCCAAGGGGCCGAGAGUUGCGACAGUUGUUCGGGCAACUCUGCGACCAAGCGGCCGACGUCGCGGCGUCAUUCCGGGCAUGCAGGUGCAGCAAAGACGUUGGGUCGACAGGAACGGACGGCCGGGGAGGGGUGAAUGCGCUGAGACGGGAACUGGUAGUAAUCCGGCAGAGAGUGGGAGCAGGCUCGGCCGGUGAUGACCUGAGCGACGAGGACUUGAAGAGGACACUGGCCAGGCUCGAGUCGCAGGUAUCUGCCCUGAAGCAACGCACAACAGCACCGAGCGAUGAGCCUGCUGAGAGUACCAGGACUGUCGGAACACAGACGGAACCGGCCAUCCCCGAGUCGCGGGAACCUGCACUCGAUGGGGCCACCACAACACCAACUGAUGGGCGCGCUGAGAGUGCCGCGAAGAUUGGAACCCCGACAUCACCGGGCGAGGAACGUACCGAGAGCCCCACAGGUGAUGAUGUUCCCGUAGAACCAGCCCACGGCCCGCUGACCCUGAUGCGCCUCCCGCCAGAAGUCCGCGCCCGGAUCUGGUGGGAGGCGCUUCGCCCGGAGGCCGGGUUUGUACCCAUUGUGCCCUGGGCCGCCCUCCAGAAUGGCUAUGUUGACAACAACGGCCGCAUCCGCGCCCGCAUCCGCACCCGCAGCAGCGGGCGGUUCCACCGCGCGCGCACGGCACUGAUCGAUCGAAAAUCGGCCCCUUAUGCCAACGAACGUGCUCCUGAGGCCAGGGGAUUUGCCCAUUCCUGGAUGCGCGCGGGUGAGCACUGGGGCGCGCCGUGGACCGGCGGCUGGGCCCUCCUCCACGUCAACAAGCGGGUCUACGAGGAGGCCGAGGCGGCGUACUGGCGGCGGGUUGCCGCCGACGGCCUGAUGCUCUCGUUUGGCUGUGGCAUACACAUGGCGGAUUACUGGGGCUUGGCUGUCGCGCGGACCUUCUUCAACGACUUCACCACGCUGUACCUGCAGAACAUACAGCGGGUGCACCUCGACCUGCGCAGGCCCGACCGCGACGACGGCCCGAAUGGCACCAGACUUACGAGCCUGCGGCAUCUAUCACUGACUUUGGGCGGCUGGGUGCCCGAUGUGCGCCAGACACCAUGGAUAGAGGACACCGACUAUCCCGACGCACGCCUCCAGAGCUCACAGCAUUGGGUCACCCGCUUGCAAAACAUCACCGGAUUGACUCGGUUAAGGCUGCGAGUAAUGUACGCGCCCAGAGACCCGGACACAAUCAACGCGAGACUAGAUCGAGACCCGGGUGUUCAACGCACCAUUCACUUCAUGAGCAUGCUGCGGGGCUCGAUGCUGGUCAACGGAGACGCACUCGGUGUUGGGAAUAUGAGGGCCUGGGCCAACAAGCGCCAGCUGGAGUUCGCGACGGCUGAUCGAUUCAGAAUAGUGGUGCAGUGCGAUGACAGCUGGGACGAGGAGAGUAAGGAGCAUCGUCAUUACGUGGAGGACGAUGAAUAUGAUCGCCUCGAUGGACCCAAUAACUUUGGUGACAAGUUCCGGUGGGAUCCUGAUGCUGAUAGUUAG